AUGCUGCGCAUGAUCAAAGCUCUCUUUUCAUUCUUGUUUGCGGCAGCUGCAGUAAAGGCCGGAAUUACCCCAUCGCCGGCCGGCGAUAUGGCGGCCCUGCUGGCUUUCAAAGAGGAGCUGACCAGCAGAGGCACUGCACUGCUGUCGUGGAAUCAAAGUACCAGUUUCUGCACGUGGGAAGGAGUGAGCUGCGGGCGUCGACACCCGGAGAGGGUGACCGAGAUAGAACUCACCUCCGGCGGCCUCGUGGGCCCAAUCUCCCCCUCCCUCGGCAACCUGUCCUUCCUUCGAAGCCUCAACCUCUCCUUGAACGCACUCCACAGUGGGAUCCCUUCCUCCGUCGCCGGCCUACACCGUCUGCGGUACCUCAACCUCAGCUAUAACUUCAUCGGCGGUGAGAUCCCGAUCGCUCUGAGAAAUUGCUCGGAGCUGAGAAUGAUCAACCUACAUGGCAACCAAUUCACGGGGUCGGUCCCGCCGUGGCUGGGCUCCCUGAUGAGGCUUUCCGGUCUCUACCUAGGCAACAACAGCAUCACCGGAGUCAUACCGGCGUCGCUUGCCAACGCCUCGUCCCUCACCAUGUUGAGCUUCCUCGAGAACCUUAUAGAGGGAACCAUCCCAGAAGGCCUCGGCCACUUUGCGCAACUCUGGUUUAUUCAACUUUCCGGCAACUACCUCUCCGGCUCCAUCCCUACUUCGCUAUACAAUCUGUCCUCUCUGCUCUAUAUCUCCGUGGCGGGGAACCAGUUGCACGGGGAACUUUCAGCUGACAUCGGACGCAAACUCAGCAAUCUUCAGGUGAUCUAUUUGGGAGGCAAUCAGUUCACUGGAGAAAUUCCCGCUUCCAUCACCAAUUGUUCCGGCCUCAAUCGAUUGGAUGUCUCCUUCAAUAGUUUCAGCGGCCGCUUGCCUCGCAACAUGGGGAGAUUAUCAGAGCUUACCCUGUUCUCCAUCGGCGAGAACCAGUUUGAAGCCCAAAACUCCGACGAUUGGGAUUUCUUCACUUCACUGACCAACUGUUCCGCGUUACAACAUGUCUCCAUCGAACUCAAUGACAACUUACGCGGGUCGCUGCCGCCUGCCGUCGCCAACUUCUCCGAGCAACUCCAAGUGCUGAUAGUGGGAGGGAAUGCACUCUCUGGGAGCAUACCAGCCGGGAUCGGGAAUCUCAUCGGUCUGCAAAAACUCGUACUGCACGAGAACUAUUUCACUGGUGGCAUUCCGGAAGGGAUUGGUCAUCUUCUACAACUGCGAGUACUGUUUUUGGAUGACAACAAUCUCUCCGGUCAAAUGCCGCCUUCUCUAGGCAAUCUAACUCAAUUGUAUCUCCUCAAUGCGUCCUACAACGCGUUACAUGGCCCAAUUCCAGCAGCACUUGGACGCUUGCAGAGCCUAACGACAUUGUGGCUAUCAGACAAUUUCCUCGAUGGCGUCAUCCCCAAAGAGCUCUUCAACUUAUCUUUUCUAUUGGACACCAUUGAUUUGAGAUACAAUUUACUCACAGGAUCUCUACCUUCGGAGGUGGGGAACCUACGGAAUAUGAGAAAUUUGUUGGCGUCUGGAAAUAGAUUGCAAGGUCAAAUACCCAAUUCACUCGGUGAUUGUCAUGUAUUGGAGUACUUGACCUUGGACGAUAACUUAUUCCAAGGUAGCAUUCCUUUGACUCUCGCCAACGUAGCAGGACUCACAGGUCUAAACCUGACGAAAAAUAAUUUGUCCGGCGAGAUUCCCCGAACACUGAGUUCCAUAAGUGGGCUUCAAGAGCUAUACCUUGCACAUAAUAAUUUGUCAGGUGCCAUUCCUGCAUUCUUACAGAAUUUGAGCUCUCUAUUUGCAGUUGAUCUCUCUUUCAAUCAGCUGGAGGGUGCAGUGCCAACCAAGGGCGUGUUCCAGAACAUCUCUCGCUUUUCGAUCGUAGGGAAUGAUGGACUCUGUGGAGGAAUUCAAGAACUUCACUUACCUUCGUGUCCCAUGCAUUCUUCUGAAAGAAAACACUCUAAAUCGACUCCACUUCUGAUCACUGUACCUACUCUUUGCUUCUUCUUCUUCUUGUUGCUCCUCUCGGUUCUUAUUUAUCGGAGGAAGAAAAAGCAGGAGGAGUCACCAACAUCGUCUUCUCCGUUGGGCAUGCACUAUCCUAUAAUCUCAUACUUUGAGCUGUCAAAGUCGACAGCAGGAUUCGACGCCUCCAAUCUCAUUGGCAAAGGAAGGUAUGGCUCGGUGUACAAAGCAACUCUAGAUCGCGACGGCAAAAUUGUUGCAGUGAAGGUGUUUGACCUUCAGCAAUUUGGCUGCUCUCGGAGUUUCUUAACAGAGUGCGAGACUUUAAGCCGCAUCUGCCACCGGAACCUUGUCAAGAUCAUAACCUGUUGCUCCAGCGUUGACUCAAACGGCAAUGACUUCAAGGCUAUAGUCUUCGAUUUCAUGCCGAAUAAGAGCUUAGACAGGUGGUUGCACCCACAACUUGAAUGCAAUGGAGAGCAUCAGCAAAUAAGCAAUAUAAGCCUGAAGCAGAGGUUGAACAUAGCCAUUGAUGUUGCUGAAGCUUUGUAUUAUCUCCACAGCUGUUGCAAGCCACCCGUGGUCCAUUGCGACCUGAAGCCAAGCAACAUUCUCCUGGAUGAGGACAUGGUGGCUCAUGUUAGCGACUUUGGGCUCGCUAAGAUCCUCCCUGAAGCUAUAAGCAAAUCCUUGGCGGAAUCCACCAGCUCAAUUGGAUUGAGAGGAUCUAUUGGCUAUGCCCCUCCAGAGUAUGGAGAAGGCAGCCCUGUCUCCACGAGUGGAGAUGUCUAUAGUUUUGGGGUAUUUCUAUUGGAGCUACUCACCGGGAAGAGCCCCGUCGAUGAGAUGUUUAACGAAGGACUAACUCUGGCCAAGUUUGUGGGGAUGAGAGGAGCCAUGGAGAUAGUUGAUCCUGCGUUGCUCGGGCAGGACAAUGAAGAAAUCCACUGGUGGAACAAUAUCGAAGAGUGUUCGACUUCCCUUGCAAGGGUCGGUCUCGCGUGCGCUCAUCAGGCGCCACGCGAUCGAAUGUGCAUGCGAGACGUCGUUGCCGAUCUGCGUACGAUCAAGAACGUGUUCGCCGGAAAGACUGAAACCAUCAGCCAAGAACAGAGACCUUAG
Messenger RNA from Zingiber officinale, 3123 nucleotides. RefSeq names its product putative receptor-like protein kinase At3g47110. The record is from RefSeq and is a predicted model, not a curated record. Bases 1 to 3123 code for a protein of 1040 amino acids. Gene Ontology annotation, molecular function: protein kinase activity; ATP binding; protein binding. The transcript has 2 exons. NCBI's taxonomy places the organism in Eukaryota, Viridiplantae, Streptophyta, Magnoliopsida, Zingiberales, Zingiberaceae. Gene Ontology annotation, biological process: protein phosphorylation.